Molecule: messenger RNA, 1300 nt
Organism: Aspergillus homomorphus CBS 101889
Lineage: Eukaryota; Fungi; Ascomycota; Eurotiomycetes; Eurotiales; Aspergillaceae
Product: L-rhamnonate dehydratase
Exons: 3
Coding region: 20-1300 (426 amino acids)
Biological process (GO): carbohydrate catabolic process
Molecular function (GO): magnesium ion binding; L-rhamnonate dehydratase activity
Source: RefSeq, a predicted model, not a curated record
CUGAUAGAUCAUCGACACCAUGAGCAGCACUACGACCACUUUCCCGCGCAUCAAGGAGGUCCGCACCUUCAUCACGAGCGGAGUCGGCUCCGGAGGUGACUAUCACAAUGUAAAGGGUGGUCACUGGCUGAUUGACAGCGACAUCUCGACUCCCAUGACCAAAUGGGCGGAGUACCGUGGCUCCCGAACUUCGUGGGGUAUCAAUGUCCUGGGCUCUUUCUGCGUCGAACUUGAAGCCACCGAUGGGACGAAAGGCUUCGCCACGGGCUUCGGUGGUCCCCCUGCUUGUUGGCUGGUCCACCAACACUUCGAGCGUUUCUUGAUUGGUGCCGACCCCCGUGAUACCAACGACCUGUUUGAGAGGAUGUAUCGGGCUUCGAUGUUUUACGGCCGUAAGGGUUUACCCGUGGCCGUCAUCUCCGUGAUUGACUUGGCACUCUGGGAUCUGGUGGGCAAGAUCCGCAACGAGCCCGUCUACAAACUCAUUGGAGGAGCCACGCGCUCGCGCCUACAUUUCUACUGCACUGGGCCGCAGCCGGCUGCUGCCAAGUCCGCCGGCUUCAUUGGCGCUAAGGUCGCACUCCCCCACGGUCCCGACGAGGGCACGGAGGGUCUACUGAAAAAUGUUGCCUACCUGCGUAAGCAGCGCGACUCGGUCGGCCCCGACUUUCCCUUACGCGUGGACUGCUACAUGUCCCUAAAUGUCCCUUACACCAUUGAGCUCGUUAAGCGUUGUGAGGCUGAGGGCAUUAACAUUGACUGGUGGGAGGAGUGUCUCACUCCCGAUGAUUUCGACGGCCAUGCGCUUUUGAAGAGAGCUCACCCUACGGUCAAGUUCACCACCGGUGAGCACGAGUACUCCCGCUACGGAUUCCGCAAGCUUAUCGAGGGCCGCAACCUGGAUAUCGUGCAGCCUGACGUGAUGUGGGUUGGCGGUCUGACGGAGCUGCUCAAGGUCUCGGCAAUGGCCGCUGCCUAUGACAUUCCAGUUGUUCCCCACGCUUCAGGUCCUUACUCCUACCAUUUUGUUGUUUCCCAGCCCAACACGCCUUUCCAGGAGUACCUUGCCAACUCUCCCGACGGCAGUACGGUUGAGCCUGUCUUCGGUAACUUGUUCUUGAACGAGCCCAUUCCCACUCAAGGCUACCUUGAUGUGUCUAUCCUGGACAAGCCCGGAUUUGGCCUCGAGCUGAACCCCGCUGCUCCCCUCAUCAACGCCUCCACUAUCCUCACCCCGGCUCCCCAGAGGGGGCUGCCUGCUCCGGUAGCAGAGCAGCACGAGACCAACCGUACUGCAUAG